AUGCCACACCACCAUCUCGUCAAUGGCGUCUCGCCCGCUGCGAAUGGCGGGGUCAAAGAGCCGCCAGCCGCAGCCGCGUCCCUCUCGUUGCGCCAGGUCUGCCUCGAGCUGCAGGCCAAGGUCGACGCCUUCCUGGCCCAGGAGGUUGAGAGCGGCCUGCUCAAGGGCGUGCAGUCCCAUGCCCGCGAGGCGAUAUCCGUCAUCGACGAGGCCCUCGAGAGAUAUAGCAUCGAGGAGCUCUCCCUCUCCUACAACGGCGGCAAGGACUGCCUCGUGCUCCUCGUCCUGAUCCUCGCCUGCCUCCCGCGGCACUUCGAGCCGCCAGACUUCGAGCCCUUCGCACCACACCCCCUACCCAACGCCACCACCAACGGCCUGACCUCCCAGAUCCCGACCAACACCCCGGCGGCGCCGACCCCCGUGCGCAGCCCCUCGCCGCGGCCCUUCCCCUCCUCCCUGCAGUCCGUCUACAUCGUGGCGCCCGACCCGUUCGCCGAGGUCGACGCCUUCGUCGAGCGCUCCGCCGCGGCCUACCACCUCGACCUGUGCCGCUACGCCCUGCCCAUGCGCGCCGCCCUCGACGCCUACCUGCGCGACCGCCCCCGCCUCAGGGCCGUCUUCGUCGGCACCCGCAGGACGGACCCCCACGGCGCCUCCCUGACGCACUUCGACCCCACCGACGGCGACUGGCCCGCCUUUGUGCGUGUGCACCCGGUCAUCGACUGGCACUACGCCGAGAUCUGGGCGUUCCUCCGCCACCUGGACAUCCCCUACAUAUCUCUCUACGACCAAGGAUACACAUCGCUAGGCGGCACAAAAGACACACAUCCCAACCCCCUCCUCAAGAAACAGUCCGAAGGCGAGGGAGAGAGCGAAGGAUUCAGACCAGCUUACGAGCUUGUGGACGACGACGAGGAGAGAUUGGGCCGCGACCGGUAG
Diaporthe citri is the source of this 939-nucleotide messenger RNA. RefSeq lists its product as uncharacterized. Lineage: Eukaryota; Fungi; Ascomycota; Sordariomycetes; Diaporthales; Diaporthaceae. Gene Ontology annotation, molecular function: FMN adenylyltransferase activity. Bases 1 to 939 code for a protein of 312 amino acids. The record is from RefSeq and is a predicted model, not a curated record. The transcript has 3 exons. Gene Ontology annotation, biological process: FAD biosynthetic process.